Messenger RNA from Oncorhynchus masou masou (cherry salmon), 278 nucleotides. Its product is annotated as cystatin-like. Gene Ontology annotation, cellular component: vesicle; cytoplasm. The annotation marks the transcript as partial. The record is from RefSeq and is a predicted model, not a curated record. The transcript has a single exon. Gene Ontology annotation, molecular function: cysteine-type endopeptidase inhibitor activity. NCBI's taxonomy places the organism in Eukaryota, Metazoa, Chordata, Actinopteri, Salmoniformes, Salmonidae.
AUGUGUUGUGGUGUAACGUUGCUUGAUACGAUCAGAGUUGCAAUAAAGACCGAUAUCAGACGAGAAAAAUGCUCAUGAAUUGGAAGAUCGUCGUUCCUUUGCUCGCGGUGUCAUUCAUCGUGGUGAGCGCCGCUGGGAUCCCGGGGGUGGUCGUGGACGCAGAUAUGAAGGACCAAGCUACCAGAGACGCGCUGCAGUUCGCGGUGGCCGAAUACAACAAGGGAACAAACGACCUGUAUGUUUGGCAGAUGGCCAAGGUUGUCAAGGUUCAGAAACAG